AUGAAGUCCUUCUACUUGCUCACGUGUAUGGCACUAGCUGCCUCUGCUGCCCCUCUCAAUCCCGCUACUUCACAAGCAGAUGGCCUUGAUAUCAAUGCUGGAGGCGGAGGUGUUGGCGUCGAGGCCAAACGGGAGGUUGCCAAUUCAGCCGCAGAGGAUCUCGAUAUCUUGGGUAUCCUCAAUCUUCGGAAGCGCGAAAAUCAGGAUCUUGUUGACGAACUUGCUGCCUUACUGCGUGAACUUGAUGUCAGAAAGGCGAAGCGCAGCCCUGAAGAAGACCUCGGAAUCGAUCUCGGAGGCAUCGGCCUGAACCUUGCCAAGCGGGCGAGCCCAGACACUGUUGAGGACGUUGCUGCCACACUGCAGGACUUUGCUGUCAAGAAGGCGGAGCGCAGCGACGAUAUUGAUAUCGAUCUUCUAGGCAACAGCAGUAUUGGUGUAAAACGCGACAGCAAUGAUUCCAUCGGCGACAUUGUUAAGGAGCUUGAAGAUAUUGUCAAAAGCCUAGAGUAG
Molecule: messenger RNA, 513 nt
Organism: Penicillium chermesinum
Lineage: Eukaryota; Fungi; Ascomycota; Eurotiomycetes; Eurotiales; Aspergillaceae
Exons: 1
Coding region: 1-513 (170 amino acids)
Source: RefSeq, a predicted model, not a curated record